CUUGACCCAGCAACGAGUGAUCUUUAGUAGAACAGGGAUUUUUCCAUGGGAAAAUUACCGCUAAAAGUUGCGCAAUUUUCGUCACGGAAAGCGACAACGCCUAGAAUGUUGCCUUCACAAUCGCAAGAAUGCAACAUUUAACUAUAUAUCUUAAGCAUACAAUAUCCAUUAAUUGCAUAUACAAAGCUCACCUGUUGCCUAUGCAAAAGUGAUAGUCAAGCGAAUUAUUGGAGAAUUAUACUUACUCAGUAAUCGUACAAUUCGCACUUUUCGAUCUAGAUAUGAAGCUCUACGGUGUAUCAGAUGGACCACCAUCUUUGGCUGUCCGGAUGGCUCUGAAGGCUCUGGACAUUCCCUUUGAACUUGUGAAUGUUGAUUAUUGUGCCGGAGAACAUCUAACGGAGAAAUAUGCUGAAAUUAAUCCGCAAAAGGAGAUUCCAGUUCUGGAUGAUGAUGGGUUUUAUCUGUCCGAAAGCAUUGCUAUUUUGCAGUAUCUCUGCGAUAAAUAUCGUCCGGAUUCUCAACUCUAUCCCAAGGAUCCUAAGGCAAGGGCCAUCGUUAACCAUCGACUCAAUUUCAACUCGGCAUUUUACUACAGCAGCAUUUCCAUGUAUGUGAUGGCUCCCAUUUUCUUCGACUACCAACGCACUCCAAUUGGACUGAAGAAGCUGAAUAUGUCCUUGGAGGCCUUUGAAACUUAUAUGAAACGCUCUGGAACAAAAUAUGCAGCUGCAGAUUAUCUGACGAUUGCUGACUUCCCUCUCGUAACAGCUACUUUGUGCUUGGAAGCUAUCAACUUCAGCCUGGAUGAAUAUACACUAGUGAAGGCUUGGUAUGCUAAUUUCAAGAAGGAAUAUCCCGAUUUGUGGGCAAUUGGAGAGGGUGGAAUGAAGGAAAUUGCUGAGUUCGAGAAGAACCCACCAGAUCUCAGCCGCAUGGUCCAUCCCAUUCAUCCAAUGCGAAAGAAUUGAGGAUUCAAGGGGUUUUCAAAAUAAAAUACUCUGUGUCAUUUUUGAUGUAUCUUUCUUUGCAAAGAAAACUGUUGCACAACAUUUA
Phlebotomus papatasi is the source of this 1056-nucleotide messenger RNA. RefSeq names its product glutathione S-transferase 1-1 (gene gfzf). NCBI's taxonomy places the organism in Eukaryota, Metazoa, Arthropoda, Insecta, Diptera, Psychodidae. The record is from RefSeq and is a predicted model, not a curated record. Gene Ontology annotation, biological process: glutathione metabolic process. The transcript has 2 exons. Gene Ontology annotation, molecular function: glutathione transferase activity. Bases 282 to 971 code for a protein of 229 amino acids.